Molecule: messenger RNA, 1503 nt
Organism: Exophiala spinifera
Lineage: Eukaryota; Fungi; Ascomycota; Eurotiomycetes; Chaetothyriales; Herpotrichiellaceae
Exons: 1
Coding region: 1-1503 (500 amino acids)
Biological process (GO): establishment of mitochondrion localization; phospholipid transport; mitochondrial outer membrane translocase complex assembly
Cellular component (GO): SAM complex; ERMES complex
Source: RefSeq, a predicted model, not a curated record
AUGAUAGACUUCAUGGACUAUGUUGUCCACGCGUUCGGCACCUCUACCGACUGGAAUGUCGACAACAGCUAUUCCUAUCUGACUGCGACCUCUGAUGCUCUCCUGUCCUUCCAAACGCCAUCAUCCCUAGCAUUGCAUGUUUCAUCUCUCAGCACGCCGAACUUUGCAACCUCAUACACCCUCUCGACGGUGGGUCAAAUAGAUGGGUCGAUUUCGUACCUGUAUUCAACGGUCCCGCUUGCACACAUACCCUCGCAGGCGACAAGCAUACCUUUGAAGAGUUUGGUGAGAGGAUACCGGGACAUCAAAUUGCCAAUAGGAGUACAAGAGCCGAGGCAGCAUUUCCCACAAGACGCGAGGAAACCCACAUUACUACAUGCAACGCUUGCGCUACCUCCUCCUUCUGUCCUGACAGGACUCUAUGCACGACGAAUAAACCCGGACACCCUUCUCUCGUUAUCUCUCUAUAGCAAAUCCGUGCCACUCCCCAGUGCCACCUCUGGUGUGCCACCGGCAUCGGUUCUCGCCCAUGUUCAACAUGACACUGGGAGAUAUUCUAUCGAAGGACUUGGCUCCACGGACAAUGCCCUGCUUGGUGUCCGCGGACUCUGGAACUUCGGCAUCUUACCACCAGAGACGGACGGUUCGAUCGCUUCAACAGGCCCGUCUGAACUCGUGGGGGACUUCACCGACUUCCCGACACGGCUCCCCCUCCCACCGCAUCUAGAUGUUCUGUCAGCCUAUCACAAUCGACUGGCAUCGAAACCAUCCUUGCUCUCCGCCGGGGCGGAAUUCUACUAUAGUCCCUUCAGCCAUGUCAUAGGUUUGUCCACAGGGCUGCGCUUCACGACACUAACACCACAAAUAACGCCCCCAGAGCCGCCGACCCGUUCCUCUAACAAGCCACUAGCAGGGACAUCGGCCACACUUCUUUCCAACGCGAGCCACUCUCUCCUCACGCCAAGCAACAUUCACCACUCCUCUUUCCCUUACACCAUGACCCUCGUCCUGACACCCCUCACGGGCUCGAUAUCGUCGUCAUACUCGGUCCGCCCGACAUCCAACCUCGCACUGUCUUCUCGCUUCGACUUCAACUUCUAUUCCUGGGAAAGCCGGUACGUGCUUGGCGGCGAGCUAUGGCGCAAGCACCGCACAUCCAAAGACCCCGAUCACUCCACGGCGUGGGCUCGAGAGAAGACCAAAGACUGGUUCACGCCGGCCGAGAAGGCGCUCAAGGACGAGCGCGUCGCAAGGGAGGAGGAGAACGUCCUCAAGUUUCGUCUUGACGACACAUGGAACGUGCGGGCUUUGUGGACGGGGCGCGUCAAGAGUCUUCUCGUGACUGCGGGCGUGAGCGUGUCCCCUGUAUCACGAGGUGGAAACAAUAUCACCCCGGUGACCGUGGCCAGCGGCAUUGCGAAGCCGGGUCUAGAUCCAGAUGGAGGAGUGAGUGUGAAGAGGUGGACGGGCAGUGUGGGAUUCAGUAUCGCUUAUUCAACGUGA